AUGGCCGGCUGCUGCUGCUUGUCCGCGGAGGAGAAGGAGUCGCAGCGCAUCAGUGCCGAAAUUGAGCGGCAGCUGCGCAGGGACAAGAAGGAUGCGCGCAGGGAGCUCAAGCUGCUGCUGCUGGGUACUGGUGAGAGUGGAAAAAGCACCUUUAUCAAACAAAUGAGGAUUAUUCAUGGGUCUGGUUACUCGGACGAAGACAGAAAAGGCUUCACAAAACUGGUUUAUCAAAAUAUAUUUACUGCUAUGCAAUCGAUGAUCAGAGCCAUGGACACCUUACAUAUACAAUAUGUAUCCGAGCAGAAUAAGGAAAAUGCUCAGAUGAUUAGAGAAGUGGAAGUAGACAAAGUAUCCAUGUUGCCCAGGAAACAAGUGGAAGCCAUCAAGAAGCUCUGGGAGGACCCCGGAAUCCAGGAGUGUUAUGACCGAAGACGAGAAUACCAACUCUCGGACUCAGCUAAAUAUUACCUGAGUGACAUUGAUCGAAUUGCCAUGCCAUCAUUUGUGCCAACACAACAAGAUGUUCUCCGUGUCCGGGUGCCUACGACUGGAAUUAUUGAAUAUCCCUUUGAUUUAGAAAAUAUCAUCUUUCGGAUGGUGGACGUUGGGGGCCAGAGGUCUGAGAGACGGAAAUGGAUCCACUGCUUUGAAAGUGUCACCUCCAUCAUUUUCCUAGUAGCUCUGAGUGAAUAUGAUCAAGUCUUGGCUGAGUGCGACAAUGAGAAUCGAAUGGAAGAGAGCAAAGCCUUAUUUAAAACCAUCAUCACUUACCCCUGGUUUCUGAACUCAUCAGUGAUUUUGUUCUUAAACAAAAAAGAUCUUUUAGAGGAGAAAAUCAUGUACUCCCAUCUUAUCAGCUAUUUCCCAGAAUACACAGGACCAAAACAGGAUGUCAAAGCUGCCAGAGACUUCAUCUUGAAGCUUUAUCAAGACCAGAAUCCAGACAAAGAGAAAGUUAUCUAUUCCCACUUCACAUGUGCUACAGACACAGAAAACAUCCGCUUUGUGUUUGCAGCAGUCAAAGACACUAUUCUACAGUUAAAUCUGAGGGAAUUCAACCUUGUUUAA
Molecule: messenger RNA, 1068 nt
Organism: Trichosurus vulpecula (common brushtail)
Lineage: Eukaryota; Metazoa; Chordata; Mammalia; Diprotodontia; Phalangeridae
Gene: GNA14
Product: G protein subunit alpha 14
Exons: 7
Coding region: 1-1068 (355 amino acids)
Biological process (GO): action potential; adenylate cyclase-modulating G protein-coupled receptor signaling pathway; phospholipase C-activating dopamine receptor signaling pathway
Cellular component (GO): heterotrimeric G-protein complex
Molecular function (GO): G-protein beta/gamma-subunit complex binding; G protein-coupled receptor binding; guanyl nucleotide binding
Source: RefSeq, a predicted model, not a curated record